CCUCCGCCAACUGCUUUAAAUCAGCCGGUACAACACACACAUUCUGCAUAAACACUUUGUCCACCAUUUUCCUAACACCGAGUAAAGAUCGAUCGGAUGGAAGCCUUUGCUAUGGGGUUCGCGGAGGGCGUCACUACGUCCCUCUUAGGGAAGCUAGGAAACAUCCUGGCAGAAGAAGCAGGAUUGCUUGCAGGCGUCGAAGAUGACAUACAGUACAUAAUGGAAGAGCUCAAGAGCAUGGACUCCUUCCUGGCCGUCCUGUCUUCCUCGUUGGAUCAUAACAAGCAAGUGAAAACAUGGAUGGAUCAAGUUAGAGAUUUGGCUUACGAUGCCGAGGAUUGCGUUGACGUGUUCCGACAUCGUCUCCGGAGGUCUCGCCACCAGCAUCCACUGGCAGGCGUGCUCCUCCGUACUGUUCGCCUGCUGAGGACACUCGAAGCACGUCACUCUAUCGCAACUGACCUGCGCAAGCUAAAGCUCCGCGCUCGCGAUGUGAGCGAGAGGCGUGCACGCUACGCCCUCGGAAUUGGCCCUUCUCCGGGAGGCGCAAGAAGUUUCAGCUCAAGUAGUGCCUCCAGCUCUUCUGGCCUUCUUCGACGUUGUGCUUCUUUUGUGAAGGAAGUUGGACCCAUGGGCAUGGAUCAUUACAAGCGUGAUAUUGUUGGGCGGCUAAUGGAGGAGAACGAUCCCCAACUCAAGGUAAUUUCUAUCGUCGGCAUUGGUGGAUUGGGCAAGACGACUCUGGCAAAGAUGGUAUAUCAAAGCUCGGCCGUCACCGGCGGCUACUUCCAAGCCCGCGCAUGGAUUGAGAUGCCACGAUGUUUCAAGAUCGAGCCACUUCUCCGAAACAUGAUUCGACAAUUCUCCUCCAUGGGUCAGCAGAUCCUAGAUAUCUUGGGGGUUGAUCCCAUGAAUCCGGGAGCG
Messenger RNA from Musa acuminata subsp. malaccensis (wild Malaysian banana), 924 nucleotides. NCBI's taxonomy places the organism in Eukaryota, Viridiplantae, Streptophyta, Magnoliopsida, Zingiberales, Musaceae. The record is from RefSeq and is a predicted model, not a curated record.